UUUCAUGCGCAUGGCGACCUCGAACCAGCUCGGACUGCUUGUGGUGCUCGCCCUCUUCAUCGCUGCGUUUGUCGCGUCGAUGAACGCACUCACCUCGUCGAGCAGCUCGCCGGUGCAUGACGAGAGCAACAACAAUACCGUGACGUACACGAUGCGCCUUCACCAACUUUUCGGCGCACCCGACGGCGUCAACCGCAGCAUGAUUGGUGUCAACGGCGGCUUUGGCUGGGACUUUGUCAUCCGCGCAGUUGAGGGCCAGCGCCUCGUGGUGCAUGUGCUCAACGAUCUGGACGAGCCGACGACGAUCCACUGGCACGGCAUCUUCCAGAACCAUAGCAACGCGUACGACGGGGCCUCGCACGUCACGCAGUGUCCGAUCCCGGCCGGCGGCCGCCUCACGUACGCGGUCAAGCUCGAGCAAUCGGGCACGUACUGGUGGCACUCGCACCACGGACCCCAGUACAUUGACGGUCUCCGCGGGCCCAUGAUCAUCGACCCGAUUGCUCCACCUGCGGUACGCACCGACGAAGAGCUCAUCGUGCAGCUCAGCGACUGGUAUCACCGCCAAGGUGCCGACGUUGUUGCUGCCAUCAACUCGCCUAGCCUCGAUAUUAACCGCCCCGUGGACAUCAUCCCCGACGCUGCGCUCGUGAACGGCCGAGGGCGCUUCAACUGCUCGUUUGCCGCCGGAGCGUGCACGCCACAUGCAGCGUACACCACGUUUCACGUGCGUCGCAAUGCGUCGUACCGUCUUCGCCUCAUCAACACGGCUGCGUUCGCGGGCUUCAACGUGAGCUUGGACGGCCACGUGAUGACGGUGGUAAGCGUCGACGGCAUCGACGUGGAGCCGACUUUGGUGACGCACCUGCGCAUCAACGUCGCCCAGCGCUACGACGUCAUCGUGCACACGAACGCGUCGACCGAAACCAGCUUUUGGCUCCGCGCCACGAUGAACAAUGUGGCGCCGCUCUUCUUCCUCGUGCCGCCAACCGGCCAAGACAUUUACGGCAAGGCGGUUUGGUCCUACACCAACGCGACCGAUGACGCGCCGCAGGACGAUGUCACGAUGACAGAUCGCAUCGACUUGGACGAAUUGCACUUGGUGCCGCUGCUAAAGGAGGUGCCGCCCGUGCCGGAACUCGCUUUUAACUUUACCAUUCGCAUCCAGAAGAACGACGUGACCAACGUCUCGGGCCCCCACGUCGCGAUCGACGAUGGACCGGCGUUUCCGUACCGGUACACAACGACCAAGCCGACGCUCUUUGCAGUGAUCGACGACGACCCGCUGCCCGCCGAGAUCCACCCGCUCGUGCUGCAUAAGGCUCGCACCAGUGUCCAGAUUCUGGUCAUCAACUACAACCAGGGCGAGCACCCAUUCCACAUGCACGGCCAUGCGUUCUGGGUCAUGGCGCAAGGCACCAACUUGGCGCGUAUUCCUAGCUUGGAAUCGCUCAAUGCACUGGCCGCGCCCUUGAAGCGGGACACGGUCGCCGUCGCCGCUUGCGAUUCGUUCCGCGGCGAGUGCGUCCAGCCCGGCUGGACGAUCUUGCGGGUUGUGCUCGACAACCCUGGCGUCUGGCUCUUCCACUGCCACAUUGAGUGGGACAUGGCCACCGGCAUGGGCAUGACGCUGAUCGUGAACCCGUCGACGCUGCGGACGAUGGGUCUGCCGCGCGACAUUCAGGCCACGUGCGCGUAGCAAGCUACGGCUCUAGUCCGCCACAAUAUAUACUACAUUUGUUGUCUACUA
Messenger RNA from Saprolegnia diclina VS20, 1750 nucleotides. RefSeq lists its product as hypothetical. The coding region runs from base 5 to 1699 and encodes 564 amino acids. Gene Ontology annotation, molecular function: copper ion binding; oxidoreductase activity. The transcript is spliced from 3 exons. The record is from RefSeq and is a predicted model, not a curated record. Lineage: Eukaryota; Oomycota; Saprolegniomycetes; Saprolegniales; Saprolegniaceae.